CAAACAUGGGCAAGUUGUAGCCAUCCACCAAGCUGACAUCGUAGAAGUCUGUGGUCCCGGACCGAGGGUGAAUUCCGCCAGAGUGGCGGGUGGAACGCCACCGGCUCCAUUGCAUUCAAUUUGAUCGGAGCCACAGUCGCCGGUGGCACAUGAUCCUUGGCCUGCUUCGUCGAAGCUGCAACUUGUUCGGCCCCAAAAUCUGCCUGACCAGCCGGUGGAGGCUUGGAAUGAACGAGAAAUCCCUUUCGUGAGCUCAAAUCCAGUACUGUCGAGUUUACCGCUGCCGUAAUUGGCUAGAAUCCCCGGCCAAACAUGCAAAGGCGUGCAGAGGCGUCUAGAGCCAUGCCACAGAGAAAGAGCAGAGACAAAGAGGUUCAGCCAGCCCAAGCUGAGCAUGUAGAUGACAGUCCACCCCACUCUAAGGGUGAAAAUGAUCCCAUCACUUUUCUCCUAGUGUCACCUUUGGCAGAACGAUCCUAUGGAAAUCCAGUAUUUAAGGAGAAAGAAGCAGACCGUGGGGCAUUCAAAGAACAGAACCAGGCUAUGCGGAGACUUGUUAAGAGUCAAGCAGAAUCUUCCAGACGUCAAGAAGAGAUAAUUAGACAAUGUAUGGAAGACUUGAGAGGGGUCUUUGAAGAAGGUAUUAGAGUGAUGCGAGAAACUGGGGAAGAAAGUCGCAGAACAUUGCAGGUUGUUUCAGAACAAGUGGUUGAGCAAGUGCGACAGCCCAGACCUGAGAUCCCUCCUCCAGUCGUUGAAAUGCCUAGACAGAUUCAGGAAGCCCUAAUCCCAGCACUCGGGGGACAGCAUGAACCAUUGGAGGCUGUUGCUCCUGUUGCAGACCAUGGCCAUCAACCUCAGCAUAGGUAUAUUCCGCUAGACUUGUCGCGGUUAGCCCAAAAGCCUGGAGAGUCGUCUGAGGCAUUCCUUGCUAGGUUCCGGAGAGUUAGACUGAAAUGUCGAGUUGCACUACCAAAACAGGAAUUUUUCGAGUUAGCUCAGAAUGGUCUGGAUAUUGAGCUCCGAAAGAAAUUUGAGGGGAUGGAAUUUCGAGACUUCUACGAAUUGUUUUAUAAAGUGGCUCGGUAUGAAAAUUUGCUGAAAGAAGAUGUUCAAAAGAAAGCUGCAUCACAUGGAACCUAUUACAGUGACCCUAAUUUUGAUCUUGAUGUGGCUGAGUUGGUUAUAGACAAGCUUGUUGUUUGUCCAGACCUUGUCAGACCAACUCACCAGCCUGAGACAUUUGUGAGACGUUAUGUUGGUGAGGUUGGAAAACAGUAUACUUUUGAUGUGUCAAAAGCUAGUGAUAUAUUCGACCACCUUAAAAAGAGUGACAAAGCGAAGGAAACCAUGGGAGUAAACGCAGAUCCUUUUCCAGCUGUGUCUGUCGGUGUGAAUGUUGCAUACUUGAGGAGUGUUGCUAGAAAUCGUAGUCUGCCUUAUGCUCAAAGGAACCUUGUUGUUGAAGACCUAAGGUGGGUUAUUGAGGCACAAAGGUCCAGACAUAGCAGGAGCAUCAGGCAACAGAAGCAGGUGGAGGUUGAGGCAAGUUCAUCUCGCAGACCACGUCAACAUACCAAAAGGGACAUGGUGUGGGUGAGAAAAGAGAAAAAGGAGGUUGUAACCCAAACUCUACUGGAAGGGGAUGGCCAAUCUCUAGCUUCUCCAAAGGUGGUAUUUGUCAUUGUGAGUCAAGACGGAGUUUUGAAAGCAACUUUUGAAGCACAAGAACAGUCUGGGAAUCGUGGAGCUGAAUCAAAAGAAGAUGGCACCAUUCAUUUUGGGGAAUUCUUAGUGAAUUUGUCAUGUAUGGUGCUUACAUUACCCUUAGUUUUCCAAGCUAAGAAGGAGGAGGAACCAAUCGUCUGUGAGUUCCCAGAACAGACAGAAGAAGAGGUAAUCGUUGUUCCAGCUCAGGAUGAUGAAGAGAAGGACAUGUUUGACAAAAUUGUGUUUGAAAAACUAGAAGAAAAGAUGGCCAGACACAUUAUGCCACUUUAUAUCAAUGCUCACAUGGAUGAGACUCCAAUCAACCGUGUCUUGAUGGAUAAUGGAGUUGCAGUUAAUGUUCUUCCAACUUGCAUGCUCUACAAAAUAGGCAAGUCUCUUGAUGAUUUAGUGCAUACUGAGGUUACAAUUAGUGAUUUUACAAGAGGGGUGAAUCGUUCAAGGGGCGAGGAGGCAGACCAAGGUGAUGAAAUAACUUUGGAGGAGCUAGAUCUUGCCCCAGCCAAGUUGGAUGAUUUAAAAGCUGAAGUUCAAGACCCACUGGAGGGGAUCAAUCUAGGGUCUGAAAAAAUGCUAGGUCUAGAUCGAAAAUUGGUGGAACAUAAACUGCCAAUUGCAGAAGGAUUCAGACCGUAUAAACAGUCGCCCAAACACAUGUCUGCAGAGGUCACCUUGAAGGUGAAAGAAGAAAUUGAGUGGUUGGUAAAAGCUGGAUUCAUUCGGACAUGCAGGUAUGUAGAACGGUUAUCAAAUGCAGUGCAUGUGCUGAAAAAGAAUGAACAAUUAAGAGUCUGUGUUGAUUUUCGAAACUUAAACUUAGUCACACCAAAGGAUGAGUAUCUUAUGCCAAUUGCAGACUUGUUGGUUGAUGAAGUAGCUCGUCAUAAAAUUUUAUCCUUCAUGGAUGACCAUAGUGGGUACAACCAAAUUUUUAUUGCAGACACAGAUGUUCCAAAGACAACGUUUCAAUGCCCAGGUGCUGUUGGAACUUUUGAAUGGGUUGUGAUGCCAUUUGGUUUGAAGAACGUUGGAGCUAUCUAUCAAAGAGCCAUGAAUGCAAUUUUUCAUGAUAUGAUUGGUAAGUUCAUGAAAAUCUAUAUUAAUGAUGUUGUGGUGAAGUCACAUGGAGAAGAAGACCACUUGGUCCAUUUGAGGAAGUCUUUUGAAUGGAUGAGGCAACAUUGCUUGAAAAUGAACCCAUUAAAGUGUGCCUUUGGAGUGUUUGCAGGUAACUUCCUUGGGUACUUGGUGCAUGAGCGUGGUCUGGAGGUUGACAAGAACAAAGCCAGGGCUAUGAUUGAGGCAAAACCACCACAGAACAAGAAGGAGUUGCAGAGAUUUCUUGGCCAAGUUAAUUUCUUAAGACGUUUCAUUUCUAACUUGGUUGGGAAAACCAGAGUCUUUUCUCCUCUGUUGAAACUCAAGUCUGAGAUGGAUUUUAAGUGGGAAGAACACCACCAGUCUGCUUUUGAUAUGAUAAAGCGUACAGAAACCAUGUCUGGAGCUGGAGUUGUCGUAAUCUCCCUGUUUGGGCUAAAAACACAGAUGUCUUUCCAGCUGGAUUUCGAUUGCACAAAUAAUCAAGCAGAAUAUGAAGCUUUGAUUAUUGGUCUUGAGAUGUUGGUGGAGUUUAAAGUAUCCAUGGUUGAGGUUAUAAGGGACUCACAACUAGUCUUAAAGCAAUUGUCUGGUGACUACAAAUGUACUAGCCUUGCUUUAGCCCCUUAUUUUGCUUUGGCUGUGCAAUUACUAGAAGAGUUUGAUGAUGUUUCCAUCAGACAUAUGCCUAGAGACCAGAACUAUGAAGCUAAUGAAAUGGCCUAGAUUGCUUUAGGUUUGCGAAUUCCUGAAGGUGUAAUGCAGAAAGUUGUAAUAGUUGAAAAGCGCAGUCUGCCAUCAAUU
Messenger RNA from Rubroshorea leprosula, 3630 nucleotides. Lineage: Eukaryota; Viridiplantae; Streptophyta; Magnoliopsida; Malvales; Dipterocarpaceae. The record is from the annotation of a GenBank genome assembly.